This is a messenger RNA of Pieris brassicae (large cabbage white), 7853 nucleotides long. RefSeq lists its product as uncharacterized. NCBI's taxonomy places the organism in Eukaryota, Metazoa, Arthropoda, Insecta, Lepidoptera, Pieridae. Gene Ontology annotation, cellular component: membrane. The coding region runs from base 787 to 5535 and encodes 1582 amino acids. The record is from RefSeq and is a predicted model, not a curated record. The transcript is spliced from 25 exons.
AUGAUAAACAUUGUUAUAACUACAUAAUAUCUCUUUUUGCAUUAGGAUGGCGUUAGAAAAUAAGGAAUCUACAUGUUUUUUUCAUUUGGUACUUCGAGGUUCGAGGUUGAUAGUAGGUAGGUAAUUUGUAUUUCAGAAUGAAAGGGGUUGUCAUUCAAGUCAAUAAUCAAAACUGAUACCUGUCAUAUAUCUCUGAAAAGGUCAUUCGUCAAGUUAUGGUUGGAACUUAGAAACAAUAUUGAACGUAACAAAACGAACGAACUAAUUAAAAACUUUUCAUAAUAAUACAGAUCGCCAAAAAUUGUUAUAGGCCGUUCCUAAGAAGUAGUAGAAUAUAUCAGUGAGUACUAAAAAGUGUUGUAGUAUGUGUAAUAGUGAAUUACCUCGAUAAUAUUCAGUGAAAUAUGUGAUGUUCAUUGAUCACUCCCCUGCAUUCUUUACACCUGUCGCCGGGUUAGAAUGAGGACGAUGACUAUGACUAUUUUGUAAUCAAACAAAGCAAGCCGAAAAGGAGGGCCGGGGAAGACCUGUCGAAACAAAAUGUGACCACCGACACACUCACCAAAACCAAAACAGAAAUUAGUUCUUCAAAUUCAUGAAUCUAUCAAGAUUACAUGAUUAAGACAUCUUAUUUAUUAAUUAACGAUUCUAGUCGCAAUAGUUUAACGAAGAUUUAGUAAUACAUUGGAAUUGAACCAAGGGAAUAAGUACAAAGCGAGUACAAAGGGAUGCUAAUUUUUGGUUUAUAUAUAAAUUGAUUUAUUGGUUCCCGGAAAUCGAGACAAAAUGUCUGCUAGUUUCGAGAAUUCGGCUAUGAAGAGUAGCUUCUCCCUGUCUUCGCUGAAGAGUGCCGCUUACCCUAACGGACUUUGCGAACAGCUUGAGAGGCCAUAUCAUAGUCUUACCAAAAAGAGGAAAGAGCCAUGUCGCGAAGCAUGGCGCAGAAGUUGGGGCUCAGCAGCGAGUGGGGGCAGCGUGGCCGACGAUCUCUGGCCUCUGCUUCAGCAUCAUUAUGACUAUAUUAUGGAUAACCAAAUCAUAGAUAGCUGCAAGGAAGCGAACGGCGAGCUAUUAUCAAAUAAUCCGUCAGUACUGCAAAAUAGACCACGGCUUCUUAAUCAUACGUCCAGCUUCAACCGCCAAUGGUCGCUCAGUCAGCUGAUAUCGGAGUUCACGGAGCUCUGUCAAUGGCUGACACAUGUCCAAGAAGAAAUAUAUUCUAGUCCAGAAAAUUUGUCCAGCAGGAAACUGAGGACGAAUCGUAUGUCUGAGCUGGUGUCAGCUGAGCCACGUCGCGCGAAGUUCAUCGAACAAUCCUCUGCCAUCCUCGACAGAAUACCCGAGGCAGGCGCUGAGGUGGGAUGGCGCAUGGAACAUCUAAACGUGAAGUGGGAGAGUCUCCGCCUGCUAUUGAGUCCAGAACAGCAGCAGCGUGAUGGAGACAACUCCGAUACCGUUGACACUGCCCACGAACUCCGCUGCCUUCGCCGUUGGUUACACGGAAUGGAAGGCCGCUUACCACCGCCCUCGCUUGCCGCUGCUCGUGCCGCACCCUACCAUGAGCUGAUGCGAAAACUACGCGAACACCAGGUAUUACAACGUGACGUGGAAUGCCACGGUCGUAUCGUGAGCUCUGUGGUGCGGCUGUGCGGUGGAGCUGACGUCGCUCGCGCAUUGGAGAGACGCUGGCAUCUGCUGUACUUGAGGGCCAUCGAGUGGCAGUGCCACUUGGAGGCCUGCCUCGCUAAGACUGAUAAUCAGAAGUACGAACCAGUAGAAGCUUUGAGUGACAGCGACGACGAACCAGCUUUGAAGCAGCCGCGCCUAAGCAGACGUGGCUCGCCGAAAAGACAGCGAACUCCAGUUAAUUCACGAAAGAGAGAUUACUCCGAAGAUAGCAGGCAGUCAGCCUCCGAGGAGGAGCAAGAAUAUGCUGUAGGUGACAAGUGGCGUAACUUCGGAUCGGAUUGCGAAUUGGAAUCAAUGCGAGACAAAAUGGCAGACGAGCGCAGAGUGCCAAGUGUCGAUGGAGUAGACAACAAAAUUACUGACCAAACUGUACCUGUCACUGAUGAAAUUGACGGGAACACUGCAUUGCCUAGAGAAAUCAAAACCCCGCCAACUGUAAUCAAAAGAAAGAAACCAAUAGACACCUCGAGAUUUAAUCAAUCCGAUCGAAAAUCCAAAAAUUGUGCCACAUUCUACUUCAGACACCACGAUACGGAUUCCGAUAGACAAGUGAUUGAAACGGAUGAGAAAUCGCAGGAUGAGUCCUCGGAAGAAGAAUGGACGUAUACCAACGGUGCAAAGAUAGCAAAUGAAGACUCAACAGAUAUUAUGACAUCAUCGGUUGAAAUACAAUGUGAACUGCCCGUGGAAGAGAAGAAACCAAAAGCGAAACUGGUAUCUAGUACACCGGAUCUAUUAAGAGUUGACCAGAAUUCUAGGUGUAAUAAAGAUAUAGAAAGACUUGUGAUUCAGGCUGAUGAAUUGGUGCAGAAGCAGGCUCAAAUGGCAAAGAAGAUGGGUUCCAGGAGUUUUAAGCCUUUGUUGUUGGAGGAAGAAGGAAAAUCGGUCAGUAGGGCGAAAAUGUCGAGGAUCAAGGAGUGGUUGAAUCAGAGUCCCGAUGGAAAGGAUGAAAGCCAUCAAAAUGGUGAAAAUUACGACGCAUCCGGCGAAUAUACGACUGAGAGUGAAGUCGAUACAUCCCUUACUUCGGAGGAACGGAAUUUGCAUUCGUCCAUGGACAUGAGCACUUCCACCUGUACUGUGACACCUACACAUCAUGCUAAGGUGCAACUCCGCAAGAAGCGGGGUGGCAACAGCGCCCGGCCGUGGUCCGUGUCUUGCCUCUCGCAGCUAAGCGGCGUUGCCGCGUCGCUAGUCACGCCUACUAAUGACGUCAUUCAUAACAUGUCCAUAUCCGAGUCUGCUCUCAACACACUGGCUUCACCACAAAGAGUCACCCCCGGUAACUCAAGCUCGAAGUUACGCGGAAGUUCGACAACUGUACAGGGUCACAUUUCAAGUACAAACACAAUGACUGAAGCGUGCACGUCGUGCGUCGAGGCCAACGACAAGCAAUGUUGGCUUCGAAGAAAGCGACUAAAACUUAGAAGACACAACAACACUCUAAGGAGGGAGCGAUUGGUUAAGUCACUCUCUUUCUGUGGUCGAUUAAGUCCAGAGUUGGAGAAGAAUGAAAGGAGUGCUGCAAGUGACCCAGCUACUAGUAGGAAGAGUAGGUUUGACACAACAUCCACCUCCGGCAAUGACAGUGACGAAGAACUGCUCAAACAACAAGUGGCUGUCAUCGCCAAUUUAAGAAAGAGCAUCGAAAAAACCCAUAUUUCCUCAAAGGACGAUAGUGCCAUUCCAGAACAAAAUGAAUUAGAACAAGUUACGCCCAGCUUUAAACUUGGGCCAGAGGGAGGUGUAGUUAGACCAAGAUUAACGAAAAGUAUGGAAAGAGAAAGAUCCUUUUUGGCACUAAGCUUAGGUGAUCCGAGCCAAAUGUGGGACCUCUGCGUCGACAAGGACUCAGAUAAGAGUGUCACAGCUGGCACGGAAGAGCAUAGUUCGUUUUCGGAGCAGGCGUGGGAUUUCUAUCAGGAAAAAUACAACUCCGAGCCAUAUUCAGAAGCGCCCGACUCUGAUGCUGCUCGGCGUCUACUGGAAUUCGGUGAUGACUACAGAGCAUUCUUAGAUUCACAAUCAGACUGUUGCUCGAGCCUCUCGGCACAACCAGAAAACGACCAGAGCCCAAGUGGAACACGAAGACGGCGACCACCAUCAGACAUAUCCAGAGAAAGAAGCCUUCCAAGACAUAAAAGACCGUCCAGAACAUCUCCGGUAGAAACCCCUGUCCGAAAACCCAAAAAGUCUAUGUCCAGCGCCGAACGCAAGAAAAACCUGUUGGACAGCCUCGAAAGAUCUAGAAAUAACACUAGCAUUGAAAGUAAUGACGGUGUUCGCAGACGCAAACCCUCCGAAAGUGAGCGCAGAAACAACAAACGCUCACCCGAAUUCGAUUUACUAAACGUCCAAGCAUUAAGUCGUAGACGUCACAGCUCAAACCUAACCAGUGACGAAGUAAACAGUUCCUUAGAGUACACCGAAGUCAACAAUCGUCCAGAUAUUUUAGACUCGUUAAACAGAAGACGCAAGGAAAACGGUGAAGCCGAAUUACAAAAGGUUGCACUAUCUGAGUUGCGUCGUAGAUCUAAUGAUAGUGGCGAUUCUGAAGAAUCAUCUUCGCCGAAACACAGCAGGAGAAACUGGGGUGAUUCAGACUCAGAAUCGGAAGAAGUCAGGUCGCUAGUUCGUCGCUCGAGCACGCAAUUAGAGGUCACAGAGGCGUUACUGGCGCGGCAGGACUCUCCGGACCUCCUUCGCGCUUUCGACUAUACGGAGGUCGUAACGCGUUGCCGUGAGAACAUCACGCUCUUGGAGGUGGCUUUAGCAGACAGUUCGUUAUCGCCCGGUUUGCAGCGGGAUGCCAGAGCGGUAUCUGCGCGAUGGACAGCGCUCCGAGCGGCUGCAAUACGGCGCGGUGGCGCACGCCGAUUGCGCCGCGAGAUUGCAGCACUGCGCGAGACACUUGAUGAGGUCUGUGAGCCUGGAGAUUGCGCUCCCCAGCCGCACACCAGAGCUCAGUUACACAGACGGAUUGAAGAACUUAAGGAACGUCUAUCACGUCUGCUUGAAUGCAAGGUCUCAAUGCUGAAACUGACGGUUUCCGUUCGACGUGCACUUGGCGAAUUGGAAACUGAUGAAUGCGGCCUUACUACCGACUUGACAGCUUUACUAGCCGCUUGGGACGACGCACACCAACGCACAUCGAGUGAAUUACUCUCGCUAGAAAAAGCGGUGAGCGCUUGGGCUGAUUGGGAGAAUGCACUUCGUGAAUUGCAAGGAGCAUUGCGUGGUGAUUUAACCACGCUGCAGAAUUUACGCGAUAAAGGAUCUAAAAUUGAAGAUCAAAGCGAAGUGGCGGCUCAAAUCAAACAGCUGGCUGCUUCGUUGAUUGACAAGAAGAAGGGUGGUUCCACAUGCGACUCGCUCUCCGAUUCCGGAAUAUCAGAUGGUGAUAGUGAAAAUGCAGGCGGUCGUGCUCGCCGAUUAAGCGCUCUACGUGAGUUGGCCAAGCGCUUGCAAGCCGCUCUAGCACCGAACUCGCCUGCUCAUAGAGCUAUAACUAAGCGUAUGGAACAGACAGAGAACGAAGUGAAAAUUUUGCAAGAAUCCUGUCGCGCUUUAGUCGAACAAAGCAUUCCCGAUCUUAAAAUCGAAGAUGACACUGAUCAAGCCGUCAUUGUAACCAGCAAAACUGGCUCUGGCGAUCCAGACUAUAAUCCUCGCGGCGGUUGGGUGUGGCGUGUACUACGUUCAUCUAUUCCCAUUCAACUAUGCCUUGUGGCUUUACUUCUAGCCGCGUGGCUCGUAGAACGGCCAAGAUGUUGCGACGCACUGAAUUCAUUAGCGCAAACAUUGACCCCACAACUGCGUUAUGUUCGUGGACCUCCACCAGUGUGAGCAUAGCAUAAGACCGUCCAUAGACAAAAGAUAGGGCGAAUCACACAACGGACGUAUUAAGCUCGCGACGAAAUAUCACGCUAAAAUCUUGUUUAUGUGGUCUAUGGAUUGAGACGAUACCAGGAAAUGACUUUGACAGUUGUCAAUUUGAAACUUACUCGAAUACCUUUAUGUCAUUUAUUGUAAUGAAGUUAUGCUGCCUUCCACGCAUUAAAUCGCGUAAGAAACACGUAAGGUUUAAUUAAGCGUGGUUUCCAAGGCAGCGUUAAAAUAUGCUAAUUGAUAGGAGUAGAUAGAAAGUGAAAAAAUAUUCUUUAAAUUACGAAAAAAAUAUCCCAGACAUGUACUAAGAUAAUAAAAUUCGUAAAAACCAUUAAAUUGGUUUAAGGUUGUGACAUGAAACAUCAAGUUGUGUUACUUUUAUAUUUUUGUGGCUGGAUGAGUGGUUCUGUCUGCCCACAGACAAAAUAUAUAAUGUCUGUGGUCGAAUGUUUGUGUGAAUGAUUAAACUAAUGAGGUUCGCGGACUUUCACGCAUUAUUUUUAAAACUACAUUAAACAACUGUUUAAGGGAAAAACAUAAGAAAGUCUGUGAGUUGGGAUCUAACAUUGUAUUUAUUUAUGUUGAUAUAAGCGACCGGUUUUUUUAAUGGCUGCAAUGUCAAGAACUAAAUUCGAAAAAAUAUCAUCUGUAUCAGAUGUCGUUCAAACUAGGUAGUUUACUAACGUGACUGUUAGGUCCGCUUUCAAUAAGCAUCUAAAGCCAAAAUCAAGUCUUAACUGUUAUAAAUGCAGAAUAAAACGUUAAACUACAUAUUGGCUAAAGAUACUUAUUGAAUGUAACAAUACUUUAGUUAAGCCUACUUUAGUACAAUUAUUUAAGAAAGUGUGGAGUGCGCCAUGGGUGACUCUUUCGAUGUACCUUAAUAGAUUUUUCGAAUUGCUUAUUUUAUCUAUGACCCAAGCCGAUUUAAAUAAUCUAGAUAUAAUUUGGUUGUUCACUCUACCAGAGUUUCGUCCUUGUCUUGGUGGAAGCAGUUUUCUACCCUCAUUUUAUUUACUUAACUGCAAACACUAUUAACAAAACGUUUGCCUCGGACCAAAAAUCAAGAAUUUGGCCAUUAUCUCUCUCGACGAUAAGAUAUCUCGGCGAGGUUGUACAACCGCCAUUAUGGUAAUAACAUUUUCGAUCGGCUUCCUUUACAUAUAUGUUUAAAACUACAUUACAGGAGUGUUUAUGCGAAAAGAGGCCUUAUUAAAAUAAAAAUAUUGAAGACUGAGUAAGAAAUAUCAUUUAAUUAAUCAAUAUUAAAUUUACAAUAGUAUUUACGUGACAAAUGGUUUCAAUUAAGGUGUUUCAAGCCGUUAUAAAGUCUUCAUGAAGCAAAACAUUGUGCUCCGAAAAUUGAUUUUGUUUUGGUCACUCAAUUCAAUAAUAUAUAUUGAUUUUGCUAAUUCUCUGAUUGAAAUAGUAUUAACUCCCAUAUAUUGUUAUAAUGUUGUUAAUUAAUUUAAUAUAUUGAAAUUGAAUUAGUGUUUAUUUAUAAUUCCAUAUAUAUUUGGUAUAUAUUCUUAUAUAAAAAUACCAUUUGAAUAUUGUUAUACUGUCAAUGAUUAUAAAAUGAAAUAAAAUUUUAUUGUAGACUAUAUAUUUUGCCAUACCAUUAUAAUGUAUGUAUUAAACAGUUUAUACAACAUUCAAGAAUAGCCAACGGAAGACUAGAAUUUCUUAAGGAGACUAGAAGUCUUAGAAGCAUGUUAAAUGUUUUGUGGUGUGUUGUGUGCUUUGACAUACUUAAGUAUUGAAAGUAAUGACAAUAUUUUUAUAUAAUAUGUUGAAUUUACAAGUAAAUUGGAUGUGGCUUUAAAUAAUACUGACAUUUCGAUGAACAAAGUUUUAACGCCACAUACGAUUUUUAAACUACAAAAUCAUUGUUAUGAUUGUCUUUGUGUGUAUGGCGCAUUCUUAUAAACGGAAUACGAUUAUUAUUUAAGUUAUAUCUCUGUGGCGAUGGAUAACUAAGGAAAAAUAGAAAAAAAAAAGUUUAAAAAUAAAUAACCGCCAGUAUAUAGUUUUUGUAUACUAAGACAAAUAAUCGCUGCAGAGAAAGUAAUUUUUUUAAAUAAUUCACUUAGGGUGGUUACUGCCUAAAUAGUGUGUCAUAUUUCUUUAGGCUUUUUUAUCUUAAUUUUGAUUAAGCGUGUAGAGAGUAUGAUCAUGCUAUUAAUGUGCAUUUAAUUUUGUAGAAAUGGAAUGGAGUAAUGUAAACUAUGUUGGCUUUUUGGAAUGGUGAUUAAAAUUUGGUUUUCAUUUUUAAA